ACGUUUGCCUUUUCUCAGUUCAAUUUUUGCAUUUCUCGUGUUUACAACUUGUCCAUUGGAACAAGAAACAACAACCAUUUUUAUCCGUCGCGCAUUUAAUCAAUUCAAUUAAUUAUUCUGUUCACCUUGCAUUGUUUUUGUUUGUCACUAAGAUUAAAAAAGAAAUAACUAAGCAAUAGAAACAAGUGCGCAUUGUGAUAGAAAGAAUAUUAUUUAUUUAUUUUUGUAUGAAAAAUAAGAAAAUUCUACUUUUGUUAUGAAUGCAACAACCUUAAUCGCUGAAUUGUGAAAUUCUGCGCAAAACUUGUGAAGUACUAAAAGUGCCCGUCGCUGAAUAAAGUGAAAGAAUUAAAUAAAAGAAACUUUGAUAAUAUUUGAAAUAAAAAAGAAAACCAAAAAGACACAAAUCCAAGCAAAAUGAAUAAAACAACGCCUUGGAACUUUAAUGUUUACAUUAUCACAUGGAAUGUCGGCACCAAAUAUCCAGAUGAUCUCUCACUCUAUAAUCUACUGGGCUUAAAAUCACACACAUGUCCCGGUGAAAGUUUGCCUGAUUUGUAUGCAAUUGGUUUGCAAGAAGUCAAUUCACGUCCCAAGAAUCAAGUACUUGGUCUAUUCAAAGACGACCCAUGGACAAUUGGCUUUAAGGAAAUUCUGAAAGAUCAUGAUUAUGUUGCAAUUAAGACAGAACAAAUGCAAGGUCUAAUGCUGACACUAUUUUCGAAACGAAAACAUGUUCCACAUUUGAGAAGUAUUGAGGCCGAAUUCACACGUACCGGAUUUGGAGGAAUUUGGGGUAACAAAGGUGCCGUCAGUAUUCGUUUGAGUGUUUAUGGCUGUGGUGUAUCGUUUGUAGUUGCUCACUUAGCUGCCCAUGAUCAUGAAUUGGACGAAAGAAUCGAGGAUUAUCGACAAAUUCUAGAAAAUCAUCAUUAUCAUGUCAAGAAGUAUCGAGAAAUCUUCGACCAUGAAUAUGUAUUCUGGUUUGGUGACCUUAAUUUCCGUCUCACCGGUGAUGAUUCCCCCGAAGAAGUACGAAGUCUGGUUGAACAAGAUAAACUAUCGCAACUUAUUCAAAGGGAUCAAUUAUUAUUGGUUCGUGAAAACCGCAAAGCAUUCCAUCAACUCCAAGAGAAACUACCAGAAUUCCCGCCAACUUUUAAAUUCAAAGAAAAUACCUCGUCUUACGAUAUGAAACGAAGGCCUGCAUGGACUGAUCGGAUUUUGUAUACAAUCAAUCGUGACAAAUAUCCUGAUAUUAAACUUCAUUUGGAACAACGUUCAUACAAAAGUCAUCCGGGAUAUACUAUUAGUGAUCAUAGACCUGUUUCUAGUGAAUUUAUAAUCAAGCUCCCCAAAGCCCGAUCACUUAUACAAAAUCAAAUGCCUAUGGCAGCCAAACAACGAAUGGUUAAUUUAGAAUUAUAUACCAAAUUCGAUGAAACUGAUUAUUCUGAUGAACACGAACAGGUGACCACAGAUCCUAAUGAGCUCUUUGUUGAAUUCCGAGAUGUGCCAAUUUGGAUGAUUGGCGAAGAGAAUACUGUGGAAUAUUACAAGCCUCAUGGGUUUGUUGAAGAAGAUAACGAUUGGAUAGGAGUUUAUCCAAGCAACUAUGCUAGCUUCAGUGAUUAUGCAGCUUAUCAAUAUGUCAAUCAAGCUGACACCCCAUCGACUCCAGCUGCGGCAGGUGGCUUGGAACCACAUUAUCAUCAUCGGGCGAAACCCAUCAAUCCGACAACUAUGAGAAUUCCAUUCUCCGAGGAUAUCGAAUUGAAGGAUGGUGAGAAUUAUAUGCUUAUUUAUUUCCAGAAUACAGGAAUUCGUGGGGUAACAAGUGUGGCUGGAAUGAGUAAUACGUUUAGAGCUGAGAAGAGGCCACCAACGCCACGAUUUGAGAUGUUGGAUUAAUAAUUUUUGUGGUGAUGUGUUUUUUAUUUUAUUUGUUUUUGAUGAACAAUUUAAGCUUAAUUUUUAAUGUUACUUUAUUUUAAUUUUAAUUUAGUUCUUUGUUUUAAUCGAUUACGUGAAAAAAUGUUUUACGCAACUUAAGUUUUGUUAAUUUAAUUUUAUUUACUGCACGCUUAUUGAAAAUAGUAAGUUCUUGUUUGUUUUAUAAAAAUAUAUUUUGUGUUAAAAAAUCAAUUAUUGAUAAAUUGUAUUACUUUUAAGUUUAUGUAAAAUAUAUAAAAUAUAUACUAUAUAUUAAAUAUCAUAAUAAUUAUCUUAAGUAUAUUUUAAAACUAAGUAAAAAUAAAAGUUCAAAAAUGUUUAAAAUAUGAGCUGAAGCCUUAGAUACUUUUUAUAUUAAAAAUAAAAAGUUUUUCAAAACAUACAUAAAUUGAAUAUAUGUAUGUUUAUAAGAAAUUACAAGAAAACAAAUAUAUGUAGGUAUUGUUUUUAAUGUAUUAAUUAAAUUGUUUUUGUUUAUUUAAAGCAUUGUGUACGCUUAAAACUGAAAUUAAGGUUCAUUUAAAUAUUUCAAAAAUAGAACUUAGGCUGAGAAAUUCAAGUGCAAUGGAGUUUCUCUAUAAUCUUAAACUUGUAGGUUUAAAGGCGCAUACAAAUAUUUACCUUAAAUGUUUCCUUAACGCAAAAUAAAAAAGCAGCUUUGAGAUUUAUAAAAAAAUAACUACAUUUUUUAUCAACUUAAAUGCUUAAAACAAUUUUUUAUGAAAAAUUUAAAAAUAUCAAGGUUAUAGAAAAUUAGAAAUAUUAAAAUGUUAAUAAAAGUUCAAGUUAAAAAAAACCACAACCUAAUCUGCUUUAGUAACUUGAGCCUUAAGCAAACAGAUUUUUUAAUACCUAUAAUAUUUCUUCAAAAUAUAGAAAGACCAAUGUAAUGGCAGGUCUGUAAGAAACGUAGAUUUUGUCUACAAUAAAAUAAAUAAAGGGUGGCGCAUUACGUUUUAUUUUGAAUAGUUAAUUGUUUUUAAAGAUGAUAGAUGUUAAAUGAAAUCCACGCUCACCGACACAUAUGCACAAACAUGUUCGCCAGCCUCAUAAUUGUCCAUAUACUCGGAGGAGUACCGCCAAAUUCCUUUUGGACGGAAAUGACGGACUGCAAAGGAUGGUACCAUUGUACUAUUCAAAUACUUUUUUCAGUAUCCCAAGCAGUCAUUUUGAUAAACUGAAUUAGUAACCUGACGUGAUGGGCAGUGCGUAGGACUGUCAUUCCAGACGUCUUAUCUUAAAACCCUGCCUGUACCUCUUUCAAAGAAUUGACAAUUAUGGCAAGAUUAAUUCUUGUAGUAGUAGUACCCGUGGCUUGAUAGUUAGUGAGUUGGACUGCCAUGCAAGGGGUCUUGGGUUCAAUCCCUGCCUGUGCCACCUUUAUUAAAAAAAAUAAAAAAUUUUCGCGGGUACUGCCUCUUGCGAGGAAUUGACAAAUCCUUUAAGAGUAAUUCUUGUCAUGAAAAAGUGGUUUCUCAAAUUAGCCGUUCGGAUUCGGCCUAAAAUUGUAGGUCCCUUCCAUUCCUGACAACAGUACUCGCACACAGGAAUGGUUGAGAGUUGUAAGUCACUAGGCCCUGGUUCCCAACGGACUGUUGCGCCACCCAAUUUAUUUAUUUAAUUCUUGUUAUAAAAAGUGCUUUCUGAAAUUAUCCGUUUGGAUUCGGCAUAAAAACUGUAAUUCGCCUCUAUCCCUGUCAUUACUCACACACAGGAUUGGUUGAGAGUGGUCACAAGACUCGGGUCCUCUACGGACUGUUGCACCACCUAUUUUUUUUACUUUAUGUCCCUAAUGACACUCCUUUUGUGAACUCUUCUUCACUUUUAUGUCUAAUAUCUGGAAUUAGAUUUUUUUCUUUGUCAAACACAAAAAUACAAAAUUAAAUACUUUGUUAUUCAAAAAUGUUUAAGAUCAUAAAUAAAAAUUUGUGAGUAUAAUAUUUUAAUUUUACUAAAGCAUAAAUAAUAUAUGAAGUUGAUUAGAAAUUGAGUGAAGUAAAAUGUAAUCGAAAGAGUUGUUGUCAUACAAAACUUCAUGAAAAUCGGUGGAGCCGUUUCGGAAAUAAUAUAUGAUAUCUAUUCUGUAUGAAAAGCACUAGGCAUUGUCAGUUUAAGUAUCGUUAACGACCCGACAACUGAGGUCUGGCUUUGGUUUUCUUCAAAAUGAUUAUCAAACUAUCUUGAGGGCUUACAAGCGUCUCAUUUAGUUUCGGCCUCAAAAAGCUUCUGAAGUCCUCAUGAAGCCACUUUUGAAAUGUUUUUCUUAAGUGUGCAGAUCAAUGCUUUAUAAAAAUAUGUACCAAAUUUUUGUUUUAGUAAGAAAUGUAAUAUUAGUUUGUAAUUUUGAAAAUGUUGUUAUUUUUUUUUUGGCGAAGAAAAUUUUAUUAGAAGGUUAAAAAUCUAGAAAUUAAGUUUAAAAAUUGAAAGUUAUUUAUAUAAGUGAUUACAAAAAACAAA
Eupeodes corollae is the source of this 4410-nucleotide messenger RNA. Its product is annotated as phosphatidylinositol 4,5-bisphosphate 5-phosphatase A-like. The transcript has 7 exons. NCBI's taxonomy places the organism in Eukaryota, Metazoa, Arthropoda, Insecta, Diptera, Syrphidae. Gene Ontology annotation, cellular component: plasma membrane; cytoplasm; ruffle. Gene Ontology annotation, molecular function: phosphatidylinositol-4,5-bisphosphate 5-phosphatase activity. Bases 418 to 1911 code for a protein of 497 amino acids. The record is from RefSeq and is a predicted model, not a curated record. Gene Ontology annotation, biological process: phosphatidylinositol dephosphorylation.